CCACAAAACAAGCAUGUCGGGCUUGAUAACUAUAUAUCUCAAACCGGUGACCCACUGAUACCGGAAAUGGCUGGAUUCCCAGCCACUACCUGUAUCCCUGUAUUAUAGCUUAGAUCCUAUUACCACCAAGGCGCCGGGCUUGGGUACUAUUCCGCAAUCUUCAUGUUUCCUGAAUCCAAUUCCGCUGUGGUGGUUCUGACGAAUUCGAUGCCACUCAACGACGUUGCGGACUGGAUCGCUCAAAUAUACAUCACCGCGCUAUUCCAAUUUGAAGAUGGAGGGAAAACGUACCUUGACCUGGCAAAGAAGUACGUUGAACUGGCGAAGGGAAGUCGGGAUCAGAAACUCAGGCUUGUGAAAACAAUGAGAACGGGCAUUGACAGCGAGCGCAACACGAACUACUUUCAUCCGCGACAAUUGUACUUAUACACCGGGAGAUAUUACAACUCGAAGGGUAGCUGGCCAGGGAAUUUUUUCAUCGACAUCCGUUGUCCGAAGGAUCAGGGGGAAAAGGACGAUUGUUUGGAGCUCAGGUUCCAAGGACGGGAAUCACAACUCUAUAAGCUCCGUCACCUCGUGGAUGACAUCUUUGAGUGGGCACUAGACUACAACCAGCAAGCACGGCGAGCACGAUUCACGGUAUGGGACCCGGAGUAUUUCAAGAUCCAGUUCAACUUCAACCCAAAGCGGUCUCAUGAGGCUGUUACGCUCAACUGGGCAGGGAAUGGGAUGGUUCUUACCCGACGUGAGAACAAGAGGUUCACGGAAGUUCCCGAGAUAGUUACCCGAAAAGGCACACUUCUCUCGUUCAGGGCGGUGACAUGCUAGUCGGCUGGGAGGUAUACAUGCACUACAAGCAAUGGAAUCUCAGUGUAUUCCGCCACGAAAGACACUACGUCUUUUCGCAAGGGUUAGGGUGCAUCCUGCUGCCUUGUCUGGGUGAUCUGGGUU
Molecule: messenger RNA, 951 nt
Organism: Neurospora tetraspora
Lineage: Eukaryota; Fungi; Ascomycota; Sordariomycetes; Sordariales; Sordariaceae
Exons: 2
Coding region: 163-828 (221 amino acids)
Source: RefSeq, a predicted model, not a curated record